AUGGACUCCACCACUGUCCCGCUGCACUGGUUCCCGCAACUAGCGAGCCUGCUGACUCCUUACUCGGCAUUAGCCGUUGUCGUGGUUCUCGUCACAAUCCUCCCCAUGGUCAUGGACCGGGCCACCCCAGAGAUUUCUAUACCUAAAGUCACGAGCUCAAAUUCGUGGUUCGCAAGCAGGCAGGACUUCGCCGCGCAUGGCGUUGAGAUCAUCGAGAAAGGUUUCAAACAGGUUAAGAGUGGUGUAUUUCGGGUGACCGCUCUCGAUGGCUCCGAUUUGGUUUUGAUUGCACCAGAACAUUGGCUUGCAAUAUGCAAGAAGAAGGACGAGGAGGUUGCGCCCGCUCGCAAGGAGUUCUUCCUUUGCGAUUUGCACGGCGCACCAUUCGAAGAACCAUUCCUCUAUCGCUACCUUGCUUCGCGCAUGCCAGGAUUCGACCGUUAUCUCGACGUCAUAUCUACAGCGUUGGAUGAGGGUAUAUCUAGUUCUUCGAAAGCAUCCAAGCGAGUUAUCAUGCAGCCGCAGAUUCUUCACAUCUAUUCACAUGUUAUAUGGAGGGUCAUUCUAGGGGACAGAUUCAAGUCUGAGGUGGUCGACAUCUUCAAAAAGUACUCCGCAACACUAAUCCCCGUGAUGAAAACACUCAAGGCCCAACGACCCAUGAUGGCUCGAAUCUCCGCCGCCUUUUCGAAGGACGUCCGCCAAGUCAACUUGCAGCUUGAACAAGCCGCUGCGUUCUUUACACCCCUAUUGGAGCAAUGCGUACAUGCCCUCGAGGAGGGACUACCGAAGAGCCCCAUAGACAAUGAUUGGCUUGAGGAGUUGACUCGCAUGGCGCCCGCCGAGAAGCGACGCGACUACAAGUACCUCACUAAUAUUCUCAUCGGCUUCGCCUUCACAUUUGUGUUCUCGCCGGGACCAUCGACUACGCAAGUUGUGUACGAGUUCGCCUUCCGUCCUGACUACGUCGACCUCGUGCUUAAGGAGGCAUAUGAUAUCCUUGGGGAACGCCCUGCGCAUUGGGGGUUCUCGCGAGACAACCUUCACGGACUGUCCUUGUUGGACAGCUUCUGUAAGGAGACACACAAACACCAUCCAACCGCUGCUUCCAAUCUGAUGAAGAAGAUCCAUAAGACUCAAACACUCCCCAAUGGAGUAGUUUUACCAGCGGGCACGAUAUUCGAGGUGGUCAUGGCGGCUGCUCACCUGUCCAACCCGAAACUCGAAAAUCCCUCUAAGUGGAACGGACGCCGGUACCACGACCUGCGGCAGCAAAUGACGACAACGAUCGGUGCCAACAAGUAUGACUGGGGCUCGGCGACAAAGGACGACGUGAACUUUGGCUAUGCCUCACAUAUGUGUCCUGGUCGUUGGGCCGGCUGCUCCAUCGCCAAGAUGUUUCUCAUUAAGCUCUUGGCCAAUUAUCAGAUCAGUCCCGAGGAAGGGGAGACUGAGAGAUAUCAGGACCUUCACUCUGGCCAAUAUAUUCUGCCAAACCCAACAAAACACAUCAUUGUCGAGCGGAGACCACGGCAAUGA
Molecule: messenger RNA, 1539 nt
Organism: Colletotrichum phormii
Lineage: Eukaryota; Fungi; Ascomycota; Sordariomycetes; Glomerellales; Glomerellaceae
Product: cytochrome P450
Exons: 7
Coding region: 1-1539 (512 amino acids)
Molecular function (GO): heme binding; monooxygenase activity; oxidoreductase activity, acting on paired donors, with incorporation or reduction of molecular oxygen
Source: RefSeq, a predicted model, not a curated record